UUUUCUCAUGAUGGCUGAUUCGAUAUUUAAUGAUAGACCAUUUUUGGAAUUUUUGGCAACUCAAGGAGAAGAUCUUAUUCAACAAUUAUAUGAAUCGCAGCAUUGUGUUAUUGCUAUUAUGAGAAUGUUACCUUUUGAUGUUCAACAGUGUUUAAUACAAUUAAUGUUUAUAAAAAGCAAGGAUUGGUUUUCUGGCAAUGAAAAAAUGUGGAAACAAGCUAUUAACUCGUUACAACUCCUUAAAAAAUUGGGUAUUUUAGAAGGUGAUUUGGAACAUGAAAAUUUGAGAUUAAAUUUAGAUUUUCGAAUGAAUUAUAUUGCAAGCCUUUUAACUAGUCUAAAUAAAUUGUCAGGAUUAUCUUCUCACCCUUUAGAUGAUAAAUCACAAAAAUCAGCAAAUAAAGAUUUACUUGGAAAAAGUGUUUCGAGAUGGGAAUCAAUUUUAUGUUAUUUGGCACUUCCUAAUGAAACACCUGAUAAAAGUGUUUCAGAAACAACACGUUCACUUUUUCAUUUUAUUGGAUUAAUCAAAGGAAGUUUGUUUUUUUUUCGUUUUUAUUUUCUUAUAAUGGAACCUCCUGAACUGCGAGUCAAAACUUUAUAUUUUCUUGGUACUAAUCGAAAGAGUAUCAUCGAUUACCAUCUAUUGGGUUCUCCAUAUUUUUUGCCAAACUUUAAAGCUCCAUUUUUUUGUUUUAUAUUCCUAGCCAAAAUAAUCGUAAAUUUUCUAAAAUAA
Messenger RNA from Meloidogyne enterolobii, 736 nucleotides. NCBI's taxonomy places the organism in Eukaryota, Metazoa, Nematoda, Chromadorea, Rhabditida, Meloidogynidae. The record is from the annotation of a GenBank genome assembly.